AUGACUUGGGCUGCAUGCGCGUCAUACUGCACCGGCUACCAAUAUGCUGGUAUCAAGGCCGGCUCUACUUGUAGAUGCGGCAAUUCGUUUGCUUUAUCUCCAAACCUCAACGCCGAUAUUCUUUGCCAAACACCGUGUACAGGAAACGGGCUUCAAUCGUGCGGCGCAAGUAACCGGUCAACGGUCUUCCGAAGCUCGAGCUAUGGUAGCACCCCAUCGGUAUCCUCAGCAGAGCCAGUGUUAUCCUGGUUGGCAGUAUCACCACCCUCGUCGACGCUUACACGGAUUUUGCCAACAUUGGCGCUGACAACUUCUUCAGCCACGCGCGCACCAGCAUCCUCAAUUCUCGCCUCAACUUUGCCUUUGUUUGCAAUAGCACAGGUGCCUUCUGUAAACCAGGUAGUGCCUGCUGCAGCCACUUCCGUGUCCUCAGGAGCAGCACUCUCACUCGUCCCCGCCUCUUCGAUUCCACCAGCUGUACCUAUACUGGCCCUGACGAUGAUUGGAGAACCAUUGGCCUUCCUUCCUUCGUCAUCAACAUCUUCGGCUGUGCCUCUACCGCCAUCCACAUUAGUCGGGGCUGCUCUUGGUAUUACCGUUCCAGGUUCGUUGGCAACGACAUCUGGACAACCCUUGGCUGCCACAUUGGUCGGACCUGCCCUUGCUUUUACUGCCACAGCUCUACUUGAUCCUAUCCUUAAACAAACUUCGACGACACGGCCACUGGUUCCGUCAUUGGCACCCGUCCUGUCACUACUGGCGCCUGUUUCAUCCACAACCACAUCAGUUCAGACAUCUGCCUCAGUAGCCAUUGUCCUGCCUAGUCAAUCGGCUAUAGUACCACCACAAGUACAGAUACCUCAACCCAUAUUACCUUUCGUUCCGUCUCUGGUAUUGCAAUCACCCACAGCGGCAGGAGUUGCACCGUUGAACGUGCCUGUGAUAGCAAGUUCAACAAGCAUACAGCUUGCGGCAACAUCUCAGACACUUUCUACUCCGCUCGUCCCACUUGCGCCUCUGCUGUCCGCCCUCUUCCCACCCAUCCCUACUUUGAUUCAAACUCCACCUGUACUUGUUGUGCCUACGCUGCCUUUGAUUCCGAGCUCACCUGUUCCACUCGUCACCCUACCAACCUCUCUGGUACCUAUAUUACCUACUACUCUGGCAACACUGGUAUCUUCAUCUUCACUUGGGGUGCUGCCUGUAGCAACCCCAGUCAAUGAGCCAUUCCAAAUUUUCAACUUUCUGGGCGAUGCAGCAGCGGCACCACCCGUUGGUAUACCGUCUUUGGCAGCGAUCUUGCCUCCAGUGAAGCCAGCCCCGGUCGGUUUGAGUCAACCUUCUUUAGCACUACCGCCAGGCCUCUUACCUACGCCGGUGCCGCCACUACCGUCUCUUGUUGCUACAACAGCGAAUGCACCAGCUCUUGAGUUGCCAUCGCUGGAUUCGCCAAUCGAGGCUGGAACGCCUUGGUGGGUGGUGACUCAGUUUCUGGAGCCGCAUGGUCUCCCUGGUCCCACGAUUCUAGCGCCUCCGCCUCCACUGCCGACGCUUCAGCCCUCUCCAUUCAUCGUCGAGCCGCAGAAUGCGUUUGGAGCUUUCAGUUUUGAUGAGCCCACGACCCAGUCUACAGUACCAGCAAUCGUCGAUGAGCCACAGAACGCAUUUGACGCUUUCAGUUUCGACGAGCCCACCGUGCCUGAUGUGGCAAGCAAUCUCGAUGCUAUUCCGAGCCAGACUACAGCACCAGCAAUCGUCGACGAGCCACAGAACGCAUUUGGCGCUUUCAGUUUCGACGAGCCCACCGUGCCUGAUGCGGCAAGCAAUCUCGAUGCUAUUCCGAGCCAGACUACAGCACCAGCAAUCGUCGACGAGCCACAGAACGCAUUUGGCGCUUUCAGUUUCGACGAGCCCACCGUGCCUGAUGCGGCAAGCAAUCUCGAUGCUAUUCCGAGCCAGACUACAGCACCAGCAAUCGUCGACGAGCCACAGAACGCAUUUGGCGCUUUCAGUUUCGACGAGCCCCCCGUGUCUGGUGUGGUAAGCGAUGCGAACCCUGCUCCGAUCGAUUUUACAGCAUCAGCGAUCAUCGAGUCCGGCACAGUGGUCGACAAAGUCUUCUUUUGGACAUUUUACUCGACUGGACUCGUCCAAGUGGACGGGAACUUUUUGUCUCCCUUCACCGGCCCCUUGCAAGGGCUUCUGCCGGACGGUACGCGUAUUGGGCUGGACAGUGCUGGACUGUAUAUUGGGUCAGAGCAUCGAGUUCCCUAUCCAGCAGAGUACUCGUCAAUCAUCGCAGGACAGGCGCUUCCUUCCCCGCAGUUGUUUCUUUAG
This is a messenger RNA of Ascochyta rabiei, 2337 nucleotides long. RefSeq lists its product as uncharacterized. The transcript has a single exon. NCBI's taxonomy places the organism in Eukaryota, Fungi, Ascomycota, Dothideomycetes, Pleosporales, Didymellaceae. The record is from RefSeq and is a predicted model, not a curated record. The coding region runs from base 1 to 2337 and encodes 778 amino acids.